GAGGGCUCUUUUGCCCUAGGGAGGUGGGUCCAUCGAUGACCCCAGGGCAGAUGUGACGUUGCCUGUGGGGCAGCAAGGGACCCCCAUGUUUGGACACCUGGGGUCUAUUCAGCUGCUGGGGGAGGAGGAACUUGGAUGCCCGGAUUUUUUUGGUGGGGAGGGGGCAGGGGCUCGGACACCUGGGUUACUUGAGGCAAAGCUGGGAUGCAACCCAGGUGUCCUGGCUGCCCUGACCUGGCCCGGGAACCCAGGAAUCCUGGACCUGGUGCCACCUCCGCAAAGCCCCAGGGCUCCAGCUAUAAGGCCCCUUCGUGCCUGGUGCGGUACGAAGCUGGGGCGGUCCUCCAGCCGAGGAGCAGUACGGAGGAGAAGCUACGCUCUAGCCCAGGGACUUGGUCUCGUUGGUGGGAGCAUGCGCACUGAGACCAUCUGCCCCCCUCCCCACCCGAAGCUGGUCGGCGCAUGCCUAGUGCGCCUCCGUCCGGGUUCCGGAAGUGCAUGGGCGCAUGCGCGCCAGGCUUGACAGAAGCUAGCGGCGAACAUGGCGGCGCCCAGCACGAGUUUCGCGCACAUGGGGUUGGACCCGCGUCUGCUGCAGGCCAUCGCGGAGCUGGGCUGGGCCAGCCCCACGCUGAUCCAGGACAAGGCCAUCCCCCUGGCCCUGGAGGGCAAGGAUCUUCUGGCGCGUGCCCGCACCGGCUCAGGCAAGACGGCUGCCUACGCCAUCCCCCUCAUCCAGCGCCUGCUGCAACUCAAGCAGGGCCCAGCAGUGCAGGAGCAGGCAGUGCGGGCCCUGGUGCUGGUGCCCACCAAGGAACUGGGCCGGCAGGCGACUACCAUGCUGCGGGACCUGGCCGCCUACUGUACCCGCCAUGUCCGCAUUGCUGAUCUCUCAGCCCCUACUGAGCCAGCGGCGCAGAGGCCCCUGCUGAUGGAGAAGCCAGAUGUGGUGGUGGGGACCCCUGGGCGGGUGCUGGCCCAUGUGUUAAGCCAUGGACUGAGCCUCCGUAAUUCACUGGAGCUGUUGGUGCUGGAUGAGGCUGACCUGCUGCUCUCCUUCGGCUUUGAGGAUGACCUCAAGAGCCUGCUGUGCCACCUACCACGGAUCCACCAGAGCUUCCUCAUGUCUGCUACUUUCAGCCCUGAUGUAGAGGCGCUCAAGGAGCUGGUGCUGCACAACCCGGUGACACUGCGGCUGCAAGAGGCACGGCUGCCAGGGCCGGCCCAGUUGCAGCAGUGGCGCUUGGAACUGGGGACAGAGGAGGACAAGUGCCUGGUGCUGUAUGCGCUGCUCAAGCUGGGGCUGCUGCGUGGCCGUGCUCUGCUCUUCGCUGGUGCCCUGGAGCGCGGUUACCGCCUCCGCCUCUUCCUCGAGCAGCUCGGCCUGCCUGCUGGCCUGCUCAACGCCCAGCUGCCCGCCCGCUCCAGGUGCCAUAUCCUCAGCCAGUUCAACCAAGGCUUCUACGACUACCUUAUCGCCACUGAUGAGCUGGACACGGUGAAGAGCCAGGCCCAGGCCCGGACCCGCAGGAAAGCCCGCAAGGGCCCCAAGGCUGACAAAGGCCAGGACCCUGAGUUUGGCGUCUCGAGGGGCAUAGACUUCCAGGACGUGGCAGCUGUCAUCAACUUUGAUGUGCCCCCCACCCUCGAAGCCUACGUCCACCGGGCUGGCAGGACAGCCCGUGCUGACAACCCCGGGACGGUCUUGACCUUUGUGCUGCCAUCAGAGUGCCCGCAGCUGGAUGCCAUCGAGGAGGUGCUGGGGGCAGAUAAUGCUGAAGCUGCCAUCCAGCCCUACCAGUUCCACAUGGAAGAGAUUGAGGGGUUGCGUUACCGCUGCCGAGAUGCCAUGCGGUCAGUGACCAAACAGGCUAUCAAGGAGGCACGGUUGCGGGACAUCAAGGAUGAGCUGCUCAACUCGGAGAAGCUUAAGACAUACUUUGAGGACAACCCCCGGGACUUGCAUUUGUUGCGGCAUGAUCGGCCCCUGCACCCUGCCAUCAUCAAGCCCCACCUCCGCCACGUGCCUGACUACCUGGUGCCCCCCAGCCUACGAAGCGUUGCCCGGCCCCAUCUCAGCAAGCGCAAGCGUCAGCGCCACAAGCCUCCAGCCCACAACAGAGCUGGCUUCCAGUCCCGGGGGACCCGUAACCCUCUCCGGAGCUUUCGCUACCUGGGCAGGAAACCCCGGCGCUUGGCCAAGAAGGAAGAGGAGACGAUAGCUUGACCCAUUGGGCUUGACUGGAUGGACUCAGAAAGAGGCAGAGCAGCAAUGGGGUAGGGGGCUUCUGAAUAACCAGAAAGAACCUUUCACCUUUUGGCAGCAAAACUCCAGAGACUGAAGCUAAAAAGCCCUGAAUAGGGACUAUACCCCCACCCAGGAACUACCCUGAGGUGUGCCUGGGUGUGGGGGGCUAGCCUGGUCAAUUUCAUGUCAGUUUCAAGUCCCCUGGCUGAAAUGGACCAGUUCAGCUGGGCACAAUAAUAACCCCUUACCCACCAGCUCCCUGGUAUUAUCCUCUCGCCUGGUUCCUGCAGGUAUUCUUUAAGCUAGAUUGAGUGGGUCAUUGAGGUCCUCUAAGGGGGAAAAAGGUGGCGGCAUGGGUUAUGGCCUUCCACAGUGUGGAUGGCUAACCCUAGGCUGUGAGCUCUGGGUGCCAAGAGCGUACCAUGGUACGAACACUCCAAGAAGCAAGGUCCUUAAUAACCCAGCCUCUUAAUUACCCUCUUAAUUACCUUAAUUAAAGUACCAGUAGGUUACUACCAUAUAUAUUGGUGUAUCCAUGUGCUUUUUCCCUGGGCAUUAGCAAUUGUGGGGUGUGAUCUGACAUAAUUUCUGGUGUGUCCCUUUCCCCUGCUCAUUAGCAAAGGGGAAUUGGGGGGAGGGGUUAGUGUUGCUAGGGCCAGAAGGGGGUGGGCUUAGGGGGUGGUUGUGAUGUUACGGGUUGGGGAGUGAAGUGUUCAGGGUGCUAGGGUGAGCUGUGGUCAGGGUUGCCCUUUCUGAAAGGUGAGGCUAAGACUCCUGGCCUACCUCUCAAUCCCUUCUCAGUUUUUCUCGCUGCCCCUUGGCCCAGCUACAGCCACCUGGGGCCGGGUGCAAGGCAUUGCACGUGGCUGCAGCUCCCCAGGCCCAGCAGGGGCAAAGGCAGUUGGAGUGUGGGGCGGGCAGGUGUCCUUAGGCCUUAUCUUUCUGGCUCCCCCUAUCAGCGCCUUAUCGGGGCCUUGGGAGGUGCCUCAAGGCCAUGACCGGGCCCUAAACCCUGCCCAGGAGAUAGCAGCAGAGCACCCAGGCAUCACGCAACUGGGGAGGUGGGAGUGCAGAGGGGUCAUAGAAUUGCCUGGGCCUCAGGGGUAGUCGCACAUAGCACCCCAGGCCCCAUCACUACAGCCGCACAGCACCUGUAGCCCUUCUGCAUGCCUCCACUCCCUGCUCUACACAACACUUGCAGGUCUGCUGUUGCUUCAGCCAGUAGCUCCAUUGCAAUGCAUACACUCCAUGCUUCCCUGGUAUAGCUACAGCCGCAUGCCACUCAUAUUCUCUAGCUACAGCUCUAGGUCUAACACCCAGCCCCAGCCACAUGCAAGACUAGCCCGAGCCAUGGUUGCUCGGUGCCUCUGGCUACAGCUGUCUGUCACCCCCUGGCUGUUGCUAACUACACGCAGUAACUUGUGGUUGUAUAUGGCACCAUCUCCAAUCCCUACAGUUCCACACCUGACCCUCAGCUACUUGCAACACCCGCACACCCCAUCUCCUGUUCCUACAACCAUGCACCUGCCCCCAGUUGCCUGCAACCCCAUAUCCUAUAUAUUCCUACAACCACACACAUACCCCCCAGCUAUACACAGCAGCUCUACACCUCUGUCUCCUAUCCCUAUAGCCAUGCACCUGACCCCAGCUACACAACAGCCAACUAUCCCUACAACCGUACACCUGCCCCCAGCUGCACAGCAACUCUACACCCUAUCUCCUAAUCCUGCUGCCAUACACCUCCCUCCAGCUACAUGCAACCCCAUACCCCCAUUUCAUCACUACAGGCACUUGCUUGACCCCAGCUACACACAACAACCCCACACUUGUAUCUCAUAUCCCUACAACCACACACCUGACACCCCAGCUACACACAACAGCCCCAUAUCCCCAUCUGUCACUAGAGCCAAGCGCCUACUCCCCAGCUUCAGCUUCCCACCCAUCGUGCAGCAACCCCAUAACACUGCCACAGCCCAUAGCUCACCUGCCCUACGAGUUCCUGCUGUGCCUACCCUAUGCCCUCCCCAACUAUGCCACCCAGUGACCUUGGGGCUCCCUGGAGCAAGGCCAGGCCCGAGUGCCUCCUUGAACCCUUCUGCAAUUGUCCUUAUCGGUGCCGACGUGCCAGGCAAUGUGCCAGGGAGGGGGGCACCAACGCACAUGGCCUUGCCCAGGGUGGCAUGGGUGUCUCCUUGCCUGGCUCCUUCCUGCCUGAGAAGAGGAAUAAAGGUGACUCUGCUUUGCAUAUAUUCAGAUAAAUUGUAAUGUAUUUGCAUACACUAUAAUAAACACCACUCGAUGCAUUUUUUGUAUGUAUUGCAUUGUUCCUUUGCAAGAAGUAUAACAGUGGAGCCUAAUUCAAACGCCUUAUAAGAUGUUUGCAUAUAAUUAGAAUAAAACUCUGAUGCAUGAGCA
Molecule: messenger RNA, 4663 nt
Organism: Alligator mississippiensis (American alligator)
Lineage: Eukaryota; Metazoa; Chordata; Crocodylia; Alligatoridae
Gene: DDX56
Product: DEAD-box helicase 56
Exons: 14
Coding region: 542-2227 (561 amino acids)
Molecular function (GO): nucleic acid binding; RNA helicase activity; ATP binding
Source: RefSeq, a predicted model, not a curated record